CCUGUCUCUCUCCCUCCUUCCCCUCCCCUUUCCUGCUCUCUAAUCGCUGUGUUGUGUUGUGGUGCUGACGCUUUCUCUUCUCUCUCUCUCUUCCCCUGUCUUGGCUGUAUUUAAGUGGCCAGCUUGUGUUUCAGAGCAACAGAGGGAGCAAAUUCAGUCCUCUUGGAUGUAAAAAGCAGAGGGUCACCAUGACCCCUGCUGUGACCCCUGAGGAUGAAACUCCACCAUGCACAGGAUGACUGACAGCUGACAAGCUUGAAUCCCAGAAUGCUCGUGGUGCCAGUGGGUAGGACAUCCUCCUCCCACCAUGUAGUACCUGUUGCACUUACCUUCUCCUGGCUGCUCCUGCUUUUCCAGGCCACCUUUGGCCAGAAGCCAGCAAAACUUCCAUUGAUUAGCCAGAAGCCUUUCAUUGCUGCCUGGAAUGCUCCUCUAGAUAUGUGCACCAUCAAGUACAACAUCACAACCAACCUGGACCGUCUUUUUCACAUCCAGGGAAGCCCACGGGCGGACUGGACCGGCCAGAAUGUGACUAUUUUUUAUGCAAACCGGCUAGGCUUCUACCCCCACUACACACCCCAAGGCAGCCCCGUCCACGGCGGCCUCCCUCAGAACUGCAGUCUGGACCUGCACCUGCUCAAAGCUUACCAGGACAUUGUUCACUUCAUUCCCUCAGAAGACUUCCGUGGGCUAGCUGUGAUUGAUUGGGAAUUCUGGCGGCCUCAGUGGGACCGUAACUGGCACAAGAAGGAUAUCUACAGGCGCAAAUCGAAGGAGCUCGCUAUGAAGGCGUACGUGAAUUUGACUGCCACCCAGGUGGAGGCGCUGGCAAGGCACAGGUUUGAGAAAAGUUCCAAAGUGUUCAUGCAGAAGACAAUCCAGCUGGGAACACAGCUUCGACCCAAUGCUCUUUGGGGGUUCUACCUCUAUCCAGACUGUCACAACUAUAAUUUGCAUGAGAAGAACUACACUGGCCUCUGCCCCCUGCUGGAGAGUAUGAGGAACGAUGAGCUUCUGUGGCUCUGGAACAGCAGUACAGCGCUGUUUCCCUCUGUGGCGAUCCGGAAGAGUCACACCAACAGCAUCAGUAAUCUGCACUUCGCCCAGCACAGGAUCAGAGAGUCCCUCCGCAUCGCCUCGCUGACCUCCAGGGAGUACGACCUUCCCACCUACGUUUACCUCAGGCUGGGCUACCGGGAUGACGCCCUGGCCUUCCUCACCACAAAGGACUUGAUUCAUACCAUCGGAGAGAGCGCUGCUCUGGGUGCUGCAGGGUUCGUUAUUUGGGGUGACCUCAACUUGACCUCUUCCAGGCAUAACUGCACUUUGGUGAAGUCCUUCAUAAACCACCGCCUUGGUGAGUACGUCACCAACGUGACAAGGGCCGCUGAAGUUUGCAGCGACUUCCUGUGCCAAGGCAACGGACGCUGCGUUCGCCGUGACCCCCACGCUCACCAUUACCUCCACCUGAGUGCUGACACCUAUCAGAUUCGUCCCUCUGGGGAUGGGGACUUUUCUGUAACUGGCUGGCCAUCGCAGCAUGAGCUGCAGCUACUGACUGAGAGAUUUCGCUGCCACUGCUACGAAGGCCAUGAAGGAGAGAAUUGUGACAGCUUGAACAAAGUGAAGGAGGACUAUACGCCACAGAGGAAGCAUGAGAAAGAUGAGCAAGAGAGGAGAAGAACAGAAUGGGAGGAUGAGCAGGGGGACCAGCCGGACUGCAGAGAAAGUGCUGCCCUGUUGAUCAGCUGCUGUGGACACAUGAUGCUGGUGAUGCUUCUGUUGAACUUACUGCUUGUAGAGGUGGUUGUGUAGUGUUCAGAAGGAGUAUUGGAAUCAAGUGCAGCUACAGUGUGUAACGGGUGCUACUUCUUAAUGACAACAAUGCAAUACUGCUUAUAAGGUGUACGGUAAAUGUCAUUACAAGAUCCUUCAGAUCUGUUUGGAGCCAUCUGCAUGUGUGAUGGUCUGACAAAAAAAAAACUAUACAUUCAAAGAAUAUUCAACACAAUUCAGGUCAAAACACCAGAUUUCAUUCACAAAACUCUUCAGUAGUGUUCAGGUAUUGACUCCAGAGUGGAGAAGACACCGCUGGCGUCCACAGUGGCCUUGGCUGUGAUGAAACAUGAAAACCACGUAGAAGGUGUAGGGAGUAUUGGCUCACUGGUAUUAGCAUGAGUGCAGCCAUCUAACCAGGACUGUCUUUCACUGGUGCAGCUGUCUGCACUUCCUCUUCGGUGGACUGCUGAGUCAGUUCUUUCUUAGUAACUUAGUUAUGUUCAGUAAACUGAUGAUUUUCACCAUCAAUAAAGAGAAAGCUUGAUGCAACAAUCA
Nothobranchius furzeri (turquoise killifish) is the source of this 2334-nucleotide messenger RNA. RefSeq names its product hyaluronidase 4 (gene hyal4). Gene Ontology annotation, molecular function: hyalurononglucosaminidase activity. NCBI's taxonomy places the organism in Eukaryota, Metazoa, Chordata, Actinopteri, Cyprinodontiformes, Nothobranchiidae. Gene Ontology annotation, cellular component: cytoplasmic vesicle. The record is from RefSeq and is a predicted model, not a curated record. Gene Ontology annotation, biological process: carbohydrate metabolic process; hyaluronan catabolic process.